UUUCCACCCCUAAAUAUACAUUGUAAAUUAACUUAGGUCUGUUAACUAAACAAGAUGGCAGAUCCAGGAGAACAACGAAAAUUCGUAUUGGGACGCUGUUGUAUUUUCCACUGGCGCGGUAAGGCUUCAAUAAUAAUACCCUUGAUCACACUGCCGAUUCUUAUUCAUGGCUUACAAAACGACAUGGCCGAGUUCAAGUGCAUGUGGCUUAUUGUUACCAUGGCCCUGCUGUGGAUCACCGAAACCCUACCGAUAUAUGUCACGGCAUUGUUUCCCCUUGUCUUUUGCCCGCUCCUUGGUCUUGUGAAUGCCUCUAUAGUCUGCAAGCAGUACUUCACCGACACCAUUGUGGUAUUCCUAGGUGGGCUUAUUGUGGCCUUGGGAAUUGAGUACAGUAAUCUACACAUCAGAAUUGCCCUGAGGGUUAUUCGGAUUGUCGGCGGAAGUCCUAGACGCUUGUUCAUAGGCAUGAUGAGCGUGAGCACGUUUUUGGGAUUGUGGAUAUCCAACUCAGCCGGAACGGCCAUGAUGUGCCCUAUUGUCAAAGCGCUUGUCAAUGAAUUGGAUGCCAACAAAAUAUUUCCCGUUUAUAUGACGCAAGAGGAGGAACCAGUAGAGGAGGGAGACCCACCACAUCCGUCCAAGAUAACAAUAGCCUUUUACGCUGGCAUAGCCUACGCCGCCAGCAUUGGGGGACUGGGAACACUAAUUGGCACAGGAACGAAUCUGGUCUUUAAGGGCAUAUACUCGGAGCGAUUUCCCACUUCUACGGUGGAGAUUACAUUUGCCAACUUCAUGUUCUACUCGAUUCCCUUGAUGGUGUUUGUAAACAUUUCGCUGGUUAUCAUAGGUUUCCUCAUCACGCACAUGGGACUGUUUCGGCCAAAUAGUAAAACCGGUAAAAUCAUUUCGGAGGCCAACACAAACAGGAAACUGAUGGAGGAUGUUUUGCGACAGCGCCAUAUUGAUUUGGGCCCAAUGAGCUGUCAUGAAAUUCAAAUGGCCAUCGUCUUUGCUUUUAUGAUAGUGCUCCUAAUUACCCGCAAGCCGAGUUUCUUUACGGGCUGGAGCGAUUUGAUCGACGCAAAGGUAGUGGGAAGUUCAGCGGGAGUGUCAUUUAUUGUUCUACUAAUUUUUGCCUUGCCCACCCAAUAUACGUUCUUCAAGUACUGUUGCGGUAAAGGUCCGUUUACCGCCCAGGCGAUCGAUGCGUUAUUAUCGUGGGAAUAUGUUCUACGCAACAUUCCCUGGGGCCUAUUAUUUCUGCUGGGUGGUGGCUUUGCCUUGGCCGUGGCCAGCAAGGAAAGUGGUUUGAACGUAAUGAUCUCCAAUGCCAUGCAAGUUCUCGUCGGAUUGCCAAAUAUCUUGGUGCAGUCGAUCACGUUUAUAUCGGCCAAUUUAUUGUCAGCUUUCAACGCUAACGUUGUUGUGGCGAACAUUGUGCUACCAAUUUUAUGUGAAAUGUCUCUCGCUCUGGAUUUACAUCCUUUGAUUUUAACUCUGCCAGCUUGCUUGGGAAUUAGCAUGGUCUACUUUUUACCCGUGAGCACGCCACCAAAUGCAAUUGUUACCCAAUAUGCACAUAUUAAGACCAAAUACUUUGCCUGUUGCGGUAUAUUGCCCACCAUUAUCGGGAUUUCUGUGGCUCUGGUGAACACGAAUACCUGGGGAUUGAUAAUAUUUCCAGAAACGAAAAGCUUUCCAGAUUGGGCAAUGAAAAUCAAGAAUGAAACAAAAAUAUGAUGGAACAUAUACAUAUACCCUGUAACUUGUACAGCUAAAGGGUUUUCAAAUCUUGUUAUAUAUAAUUUAAAAAUUAUGUUUUGGAACGUAGAAAGUAUAUAAAUUCAAAUGAAUUCUUGA
This is a messenger RNA of Drosophila sechellia, 1863 nucleotides long. RefSeq names its product I'm not dead yet 2 (gene Indy-2). Gene Ontology annotation, molecular function: citrate transmembrane transporter activity; succinate transmembrane transporter activity. The coding region runs from base 55 to 1743 and encodes 562 amino acids. Lineage: Eukaryota; Metazoa; Arthropoda; Insecta; Diptera; Drosophilidae. The record is from RefSeq and is a predicted model, not a curated record. Gene Ontology annotation, biological process: succinate transport; citrate transport; transmembrane transport. The transcript has 13 exons. Gene Ontology annotation, cellular component: plasma membrane.